This is a messenger RNA of Gadus chalcogrammus (walleye pollock), 1376 nucleotides long. RefSeq names its product TRAF3 interacting protein 2-like (gene traf3ip2l). The transcript has 8 exons. Gene Ontology annotation, biological process: humoral immune response; positive regulation of canonical NF-kappaB signal transduction. The record is from RefSeq and is a predicted model, not a curated record. NCBI's taxonomy places the organism in Eukaryota, Metazoa, Chordata, Actinopteri, Gadiformes, Gadidae. Bases 1 to 1308 code for a protein of 435 amino acids.
AUGUCUGCUUGCUCAACGAGGCCUGUUGUGUUGACCCCCCCUGACCUUUACAGUAGCACCAGACGCCCCAACACACCGCAGGAGGACGACGAGACCAUGAGCCAGCUCCAGAGUGAAGGCGGGACCGCCCCGGGCCCCGCCUCCCGCCCCUCCCACGCUCAUCACGGCAACGGGUGCGACGGCGACCCCAAACACCCCGCCCACCACCCCGCCCACUUCCUGUCGGAGAUGUACUGCAGCUCCUACCCGCCGGCCCACCACCCGCACCAGCCUCACCCCCACCACCCCACGCCGUUCCCCAGCCGCGCGCCAGACAGCUCCUGGGGGCCCGGUACCCACCCCAGCUACCCCAGCAGCGGCUGGAGCGGCGCCGGGUUCCCGUGUCGCCCGGCCAACUCCUGUCUCGGCGGCAAAGAUUUCUCCCGCCAGUCGGGGGAGAGCGCUUUGUACCCGGCGGACAAUAGCUCCUCGCUGCCGGGCCGCUACAGCCCCAGCAUGGGCAGCCUGGAGCAGCCGUACUCGCUGCACUCCAACCACCCCUCGCCGGAGCUCUACCACCACACCAUGUCCCCCUACUACUGCCAGCCGCCGGGGCCCGCCUGCUGGGCACAGUGCCCCCCAGAGGCCUUCAAGAGGGGGCCCGCCUUCGCCCACCAGAUGCCCAUGCUGGUACCCCACCUGCCCUACGCGCCCUUCUAUCCGAAUGACACCAGAGCUCGAGGAGUUGGUGGCAUGGACCAUCCCAACGACCCAGCUAAAAAGGAGGAUACAUCCAAUAGCAGCCAACUAUCCCCAGAACAGAGGAAGGUGUUUGUAACAUACGAAGCUGACAAUGAAGAACACGUCAACAAGGUCAUCAACUUUGUUGCCCUGUUGCGACACAACGGCUUUGACACACACAUCGACAUGUUCGAGCAGCAGUUCAGGAGCAUCAGCAAGAUAGACUUCAUGGAACGCUAUCUGAGCGAGAAGGAAUAUCUGAUCAUCAUCAUCAUCAGUCCAAAGUACUACGACACGGUCAGUGCCUCUCCGUUUGGCCUGGAGAAUGACGAGAGGACCCUCAACACUGUCUACAUCCACAAGCAGUUACAGAAUGAAUUCAUCCAAAAUGGCAGCAAGAAUUUUAGAUUCAUUCCCAUCAUUUUCCCAGGGGGCAGAAAGUGCCACGUUCCCACCUGGCUGCAGAACACUCACGUGUUCAGCUGGCCUCGCGACCUGGACGACAUCAUCCGGCGGCUGAUGAGAGUGGAGAAGUACAAUCCCCCCGGCCUUGGGCCGCUGCCCACCAUCAUCUCCAGACCCAUCUAGACCUACCCUCACCUCCAGACCUACCCUCACCUCCAGACCUACCCUCACCUCCAGAUCUACCGUCACCU